Messenger RNA from Sphaeroforma arctica JP610, 360 nucleotides. RefSeq lists its product as hypothetical. The transcript has 2 exons. The annotation marks the transcript as partial. The record is from RefSeq and is a predicted model, not a curated record. NCBI's taxonomy places the organism in Eukaryota, Ichthyosporea, Ichthyophonida.
AUGCUGAGCUUGUGCGAGUCUACUGCAAAGGAGACCCUGAAGACCGAUCUGAGUGACAAUUCAACCGGAGACAUCGACGCCACCGGACCAAACACGGCUGUACUACACGCUCUGCACCAACCCAUCAGCCUGACCUUGUUUCUGGGUGUGUUCACCAUGUGCCUACAGCCCAUUAUGUUUGGGUUGGGCAUCGGUACGCCUAACAAUGCGUCGAUUGCUAUGCAGUGGAACGGCGUGGUCAAUGGCACCUUUUCGCCUGAGCCUGCCACCUUCGAGCCGCCGUUGAGCGAUGAUGUGUACUCGUGGAUCACUUCGCUUCUAUCGGUGGGCGGGGCCAUUGGAGGACUUUGUGGGGGAAAG